Messenger RNA from Brachypodium distachyon (stiff brome), 959 nucleotides. RefSeq names its product alpha-amylase/trypsin inhibitor. Lineage: Eukaryota; Viridiplantae; Streptophyta; Magnoliopsida; Poales; Poaceae. Bases 79 to 762 code for a protein of 227 amino acids. Gene Ontology annotation, cellular component: extracellular region. The transcript has a single exon. Gene Ontology annotation, biological process: defense response. The record is from RefSeq and is a predicted model, not a curated record.
AGCCCCAAAAAUUCACACACACCAUCGUACUACAAGUCAUUCGAGAAGAAAUUAGCCAUAGCAGCAGCAGCAGCAUCCAUGGCGUCCUCUGCUCGUGUGAUCCUCAUCCCUCUCCUCGCCGUCCUCCUCUCCGCCUUCUUCUCCGACGCUGCCACAAUCACCGUCGUAAACAAGUGCAGCUACACGGUGUGGCCGGGCGCGCUCCCGGGCGGCGGCCGGCGCCUGGACCCAGGCCAGUCCUGGGCAUUCACCAUGCCGCCCGGCACCGCGGGCGCCCGCGUGUGGCCGCGCACCGGCUGCACCUUCGACAGCAACGGCCGCGGCCGCUGCAUCACGGGCGACUGCGGCGGCGCGCUCGACUGCGCCGUGUCCGGGGAGCAGCCGACGACGCUGGCCGAGUACACGCUGGGCCAGGGCAACAACAAGGACUUCUUCGACCUGUCCGUCAUCGACGGCUUCAACGUGCCCAUGAGCUUCGAGCCCCUCGGCGGAGGAUGCCGAGGGGCCAGCUGCGCCGUGGACAUCACGGCGCAGUGCCUGCAGGAGCUGAAGGUGGCCGGGGGAUGCGCCAGCGCCUGCGGCAAGUUCGGCGGCGACACCUACUGCUGCAGGGGACAGUUCGAGCACAACUGCCCGCCCACGGACUACUCCAGGUUCUUCAAGGGGAAGUGCCCCGACGCCUACAGCUACGCCAAGGAUGACCAGACCAGCACCUUCACUUGCCCUGCCGGGACCAACUACCAGAUCGUCAUGUGCCCUUAAUUGAGUGCAUUCAUGCAUGCAUGCUUAGUAAUUCUAUGAAAUAUUUGCUUAAUUACGUAGAUAAAUAAGUCAUAUGUACUACUCAAUAAGGAAGUACACUUUCUACUCUGUUAUGAGAGACGAUCAUAUAUAUUACCCUGUAAUAUGUACUCUCCAACAAAUAAAGAAUUACUAAUAAACAUUUGAAUUGCCAUAGA